AUGCUCACCACCGGUCCCACAACAACGAUAAUAUCCAAAACCACACAGAGACAAUUUUACAAAACAACAUUUAAAUCAUGGCUCGCCUCUUCCCCAUGUUUACUUCUCGAUUUUCGUCCUUGGUCAAUACAUCUGCGUCGACGCAUCACUCCAUCAACUUGUAUUCCGUAUACAGAACUAGAACAGCAUUGGUAUGAGCUACCGCCGAAACAAAUGCCAUUCGCCGUAUUAGAACCGACUGAUGCGCAAGGAGUGACGAAGAAAAUGUUGAUUGAUAAUGGGUGGAAUGUGCCUUGGAUUUUUGUUAUUCAAGAGGAAAAAGCGUUGAUUAAUAGUGACGUUAAUGGUGGUGCUGCUGCUAAUGAAAAAGAUCGAGGUAAAGAAGAUGAGGAAAUAUUUUGGAGUGUUGCUUAUGAAUUUGGUGUUCUCGAAGAAACAGAUGUUGCAACAAUUUCCAGUCUUAAAUCUUUUUCUAGUCCGUUUAUUAAACGAUGGACAUUAUUCCAACCAAACCCAUUUUUAAAAGAAAACAUAAAAAUGAUAGAGCAAACACUUUUAUCUGACCCUCCUUCUUCCUUUGUUACCCCUGCGUUUGAUUCUUCCUGCUCUCCUUCGAAUCCUAUUCCAUUGAGAACUUUACAUUGCUUGGAUGUUGGCUGUGGAAGUGGUCGAGACACUGUAUGGCUUUGUUCUCGCAAAACGCUUGCACAUCAUUGGCACGUGACAGCGCUAGAUAACUGGCCUUCUGCUCUUGCACGUACGAAAAAACUUGCAAUUGGAUUAGGCGUCAUACAAAACAUCGAUAUUGUGAAUGCUAAAGUGAUGCCCGAUGGUACAAUCAAGAAAAUUAAAAAUUCUAAACUAGGCGAUGAUACAAAUAAUCAUGAUGAUAAAGAAAAUAGUUAUCAAAAAUCUUACGACCUACUUUUAACUCUUCGGCACUGA
Ambispora leptoticha is the source of this 945-nucleotide messenger RNA. Lineage: Eukaryota; Fungi; Glomeromycota; Glomeromycetes; Archaeosporales; Ambisporaceae. The record is from the annotation of a GenBank genome assembly.